AUGAUACCAAACGAUUUCUUUUCUUUUGAUCCAACAUGCAUACCAACAGGAACAAAUGAAUUCGUCGUUAAAUCGUAUACAAAAUACAAUGACUCAGAAUCACCAUCAGACGCAAAUUCUAUACCAUCCAUCCAUUCAACUUCAAUUAAAUUACCCAGGCCUAUCAAUCCCGCACUCGAAUCCAAUAUAGGAUUUUAUCGGAACCGAAACAUGAAUUUUCCGGAUUUUCUAAGGGUCAUCAUAGAUAACAACUCCAAUGAAUCAACGGAAAUAUUCAUUGGAUCAUGCGAUUUUAUCUCAACAUCUUCGGUAUUACUGGAUUCACAAGAUCCUAAUUCUGAUGCAGAUUUAUCUCCUUCAAUUGGAAAUUUCGAUGCUGCCACACUCUCCCUUGCUUCCGACGAUGAAGAUGCUGAUUUCUGUCGUGAUCGAGAUGACGAGGAAGCUGGUCGAGGCAAUGAUUUAUCUUCUAAUGUUUAA
Molecule: messenger RNA, 480 nt
Organism: Adineta ricciae
Lineage: Eukaryota; Metazoa; Rotifera; Eurotatoria; Adinetida; Adinetidae
Source: the annotation of a GenBank genome assembly